Syzygium oleosum is the source of this 1543-nucleotide messenger RNA. Its product is annotated as CAX-interacting protein 4-like. The record is from RefSeq and is a predicted model, not a curated record. The coding region runs from base 174 to 1187 and encodes 337 amino acids. Gene Ontology annotation, molecular function: nucleic acid binding; zinc ion binding. The transcript has 3 exons. NCBI's taxonomy places the organism in Eukaryota, Viridiplantae, Streptophyta, Magnoliopsida, Myrtales, Myrtaceae.
UCCUUUCCUCGUCCUCUUUGUUGGUUUCAGAAACUACUGGAACGAAAGGGAAUUCGAAACUCCGCUUUCGCCCCCCAGUAGCUUCUCGUCACCAACCGAUCUACCUCGAUCCCGUCCGAAGCCAUCAUCAUCGGCGGCAGCUCCCGCACCGCAGGGCUUGAUCUGCUUUGAAGAUGCCGGCCACCGCGGGAAGGGUUCGCAUGCCUGCGAACAACAGGGUUCACAGCAGUGCAGCCCUUCAAACCCAUGGUAUCUGGCAGAGUGCAAUUGGGUAUGAUCCCUAUGCCCCCAACAAGGAUGAUUCGAAGAGCGCGGUUCCCAGUAAGGCAGCCGUUGCGGAGCCCGAGGGCGAGAAUGCGUAUGCGAGCUUCCAGGGUCUGCUUGCUCUUGCCCGUAUUACUGGGUCGAAUGCCGACGAGGCCCGUGGCUCGUGCAAGAAGUGUGGCCGUGUCGGGCACCUGACGUUUCAGUGUAGGAACUUCCUGAGCAUGAAGGAUGAUCCGGAAAAGGACCCGGAGGCGGUGCAGGCUGCGCUCGCAUCUUUACCUGGGUUGGAUAAGCUGAAGGGGAGUGCUAACAAGCUGAAUGGUAAGACUGGAGCAGAGAGUGAGGAGGAUAGUGAGGAAGAGGAUGAAAGCGAGUCUUCAGAUUCUGAUGCGGACUCGGAGAUUGAGAGGUUAAUUGCCAAACGCGGGGGGAAAAAGGUCAGCAGUAAGGGUAGCAAAGAAGAUUCAUUGAAGAAGAAGAAGAAGAGGAGGGAUGAUUCAGAAGAUGAUGAUACGGACAGUGAUCCUGGGGAGAGAAAGAAAAGAGGGAGGUCAAAGAAGAGAAAGAGUGGAAGGAGAAGAAGUAGUCUCUCUGAGGAUGAGGAUGAAGUAAGAAAGAAGAGGAGGAAGGAGAGGAGAAGGAAGAGGGAUGAGUCAUCAGAUGAGGAGGAGCAUAGACGAAGGCACAGGAAGAGUAAGAACGAGAAAAGGAGGAAGAAGAGUCAUAGAUAUUCAGAUGACUCUGACUCUGACGAGUCAGGUGAUGCUGGCAGGAGGCACAGACAGAAGAGCCGGAGGAGGGUAGCUGCAUCUUCUGAUUCUGGAGCGAGUAGCUCAGAUGACUCACGUAUUGGUAGGGAUGCAAAGCGAUCUGGGAAGAGUAGCAGAAGAAACCGUCAUAAAGAGGAUGAGUCUAACUAAGGUAGGUCUCUGAUGCUGAUGAUGUCUUUUGAACAUGCAGAUUUGAAGGGUGAGGACUUGGUGUUUUAUGCAGAAAUCAUUACAGCUGAUGUGGACGAUGGUGAUUGAGUGAACCUGUUUGUGCGUAUUGUUGAGAAAUUGGAAAAGAAAAAAGUGUGCGAGUGUGUGAAUUUAUGUUCUUACUCAGUAUUUGUUGCACUUUACGUCUGUUGGUGUUCUGACCAAAAAAAAAAAAAAUCUGUUGGUGUGCUAAUGGCGGUGUUAUUGUAUCUACAUAUCCAUGACUAAUGGAUUGUUGGACAGUAUGUUUGCUUCCUGCAGCUUAUGAAUAAUGUCAGCUCUUGAGAUUGCUUUGA